Cyphomyrmex costatus is the source of this 915-nucleotide messenger RNA. Its product is annotated as peptidyl-prolyl cis-trans isomerase E. The coding region runs from base 31 to 915 and encodes 294 amino acids. Gene Ontology annotation, biological process: protein folding; protein peptidyl-prolyl isomerization. Lineage: Eukaryota; Metazoa; Arthropoda; Insecta; Hymenoptera; Formicidae. Gene Ontology annotation, cellular component: cytoplasm; mitochondrion. The record is from RefSeq and is a predicted model, not a curated record. The transcript has 4 exons. Gene Ontology annotation, molecular function: cyclosporin A binding; RNA binding; peptidyl-prolyl cis-trans isomerase activity.
CAAAAUACAACGAAGAGUAUUUCACGCAUCAUGAGCGGCAAUACAAAGCGGACCAUUUACGUAGGUGGCUUAGCUGAAGAAGUUGAUGAAAAAGUGUUACAUGCAGCUUUUAUACCCUUUGGAGAAAUUGUUGAUGUCCAAAUACCAUUAGAUUAUGAAUCUGAAAAACACAGAGGAUUUGCAUUCAUUGAAUUUGAAACAGCAGAAGAUGCAGCCGCAGCUAUAGAUAAUAUGAACGACUCGGAGUUGUUUGGCCGAACUAUAAGAGUAAAUAUCGCUAAGCCGCAAAAGAUAAAAGAAGGUUCAUCGAAACCGGUAUGGGCAGACGACUCUUGGCUACAAGAACAUGCGGGCGAGACAUUGAAAAAUGACGACAAUACAAAGACGACAAAUGAUGUCGCACAAUUAAAGAAAUCAAAGCAGAAUCCUCAGGUUUACUUUGACAUAAGCAUAGGAAAACAAGAAGUGGGUAGAAUUAUUAUGAUGUUACGAGCAGAUAUUGUACCAAAGACUGCCGAGAACUUCCGAGCACUUUGUACGCAUGAAAAGGGAUAUGGAUAUCAGGGUAGCACACUUCAUAGAAUUAUUCCAGAUUUUAUGUGCCAAGGAGGUGAUUUUACGAAUCAUAAUGGUACAGGUGGAAAGUCAAUCUAUGGCAACAAGUUCGACGAUGAGAAUUUUGAAUUAAAACACACGGGUCCAGGAACCUUGUCAAUGGCCAAUUCUGGCCCAAAUACAAAUGGAUCACAAUUUUUCAUGUGUACAGCCAGAACAGACUGGCUAGAUGGAAAACACGUUGUCUUCGGACAUGUCCUCAGUGGAUUAGAUAUACUUAGAAAAGUUGAAAAAUGUGGAACAAAAGCAGGCACGCCGACACAAAAAGUUGUCAUAACUGCUUGCGGAGAAUUAGUAUAA